UUCUGCAGCUUCUUUGUGGCUUGGCAAAAUCGUGUGAGAACACGAGGGAGUUUGAAAUGGCUGAAGAGGCUUUAUUGUCAGCUUCUACUAUCUCAGAGCGCUUAAACGGCCACAUGAAUGAUCAGACAGUCAGUCUUGUGUCACGACUCAAGGCCGUGAGAGAUCAUAUGUUGACCGAGCUGGAAAAUCGCAAAAGGGCUUUAGUUGCUUGCACGGGGCCGAAACUUGCGCCUGCAGUGAAUUCUGACACGCAGUCUUCAAUGGAAUUUGAGAACGAGGAACUUUAUCGUCAAAUGAUAGAAAAGAUUUCUGCAAGAGGUGGACUUGACUCCCUUGCCAGCUCUUCUGGUUCUACGACAGCGACGACUUUGCCAAACCUGGCUUGGGAACUUCGCUUUAGCCACCCUAUUCUCGUCUUUAGCUUGCAAGACGAUGGAAAUGACCUGUCAGGGUUUCCGGAUGCUUUUCCAAUCACGAUUCGGGGCAGCAUGAACAUCAUGGCAUACGAAAACAUUGAUAUCAAGUCCAUACACAUUGAAAUCGACGUAUCUGGAAUGAGUGCAUGGAAUGUGGAAGGUCAGAGAAAAGGAAAACAACUAUUUGGAGAUGGCGCUGAUUUCACAACGUGGAGGCUGAAACUCUGCGACUCCAAUAUCACUUCUGAUGGAAGAUUUGGAGACAACUGCACCUUUAGAUUGGACAACGAGAACUCCCAAGAAAAUACGAGACAGCCUGAGAGUGACGGUGUCGCUAAACCAGAUUAUAUUCCAUUCCCACCUGGUUCUUACAGCUACCCUUUCGAAUCAACUGUUGACUGUACUCUCCACCACGCCAAGAAACUUUUCCAUGAAGAUACAAAUUGGACUGUAUCUGUUGUCAUGGAGUUCCCUGAUUCCAACCCUCAUAUUCCAUUAAUGAAGGAACUACCUGUUAUUCAAAUUCCACGUCAGCUGAGAGCGACAAGAACUGCCACCAAUCAAUCGCUCAGACAACAGAACGAGGGCAUUUCUUUCUGUGUCGACUUGCCCUAUAAGAUAUCUCCAAUUGGCGGCAGGAUCCCCAUCACAGUCACUCUCGGGCCUGUUAACAAUGACCUUCGAGCUGAGUACUUAACCUACACCAUCGUACAAAGAGGCAAACGGUGGACGCAAGAUCGGGCAACGCAAAAUACAGAUGAGCAGAAGCUUGUGCUUUUGGAAAGAUUCAUACUUGAAGAGUCCACCCGUGUAGGAGACGAUGACUCCAGUGCACAGUAUGAGGAGGAAGCAGCCUUCUCAUGUGAAAGUGACGAGUCUUGCAAGACAUUGUUCAUAAAAGGUUAUCUGCCAAACUUGGAUCCUGAUGAGCCUGUUUCUAUCUCUGAUGAUCUCAUGUUGCCAACCUGUAAGCAGAUGAAAGCCGGAUGGCUGGUAGGUCAAGAACCUCUGGAGCUAACUUGUUCGACUCCAUUUAUCGAGUUGAAUCAUUUCAUCCAAGUCACCGUGGGCGGAUCACGUCUUGAUUCAGAUCAAUCAGAAUCACGGAUCCUGGAGACGAUUGAAGAGAUUCCUAUCGCAAUAAUCGAUUGCCGAAUUACUCACAGAAGUGAUCUCCUCGUUGAUAGUAUGGCUCAUGAGCCAUCGCCUACGAAUAACAGGACAGCAACCUGUGGUUGCCCAGACGCAGAUAUUUAUGAAGAAUGCCUCUCAUGGGAUAAGACGCCACCGACGAAUAGGCCUAUUAACGCAACACUUCUUACAGAGACGUCUCUCUAUAUAAGGGAGGUACAUGGAGGAAAUGAGGACGACGUUCGACAUAAAAAUAUAAGACUUGAGGAAGCAUGGAGUCAGCCGAUUCAGGGUCCCAGCAAGCCUCAACAUUGGGAAGUCGUUCGCGAUAGAUCAAGGAAUUCAAGCAUGUCAGAGCAUUCAAUUGAUGAACAGACUUCGGACUUACAUACCGCUGAAGACACCCUACAGAGCUUUGGCUUUACCACCGACCCUCAGGACGAACCGCCGCCGUACAGCGAUUAGCCUACAUCAAUGGAAGUAUCUUAGAAGCAAGCGAUCCUCAACAAACCAUAAUCUGGUCACACAAAACAAAAAGUCCAAGAUGGAGACGGCGUAACGAGAUUUUCCUGCCAAGGACUUCCCGUUGAUCCUCAGCGGUGGAAAUUGCCAUCCCAUUGUUUCCUAUCUAAACUGCACCUUUUCCCAACCAGGUCUCCUCGACAUGUUUACACUGAUAUCCCCAGCCGGCUUGAGAGAUGUCAGAGGAAGCUUCGA
This is a messenger RNA of Fusarium odoratissimum NRRL 54006, 2264 nucleotides long. RefSeq lists its product as uncharacterized. Gene Ontology annotation, biological process: regulation of apoptotic process. The record is from RefSeq and is a predicted model, not a curated record. NCBI's taxonomy places the organism in Eukaryota, Fungi, Ascomycota, Sordariomycetes, Hypocreales, Nectriaceae. The coding region runs from base 57 to 2012 and encodes 651 amino acids. The transcript is spliced from 2 exons.